AUGCCUUCCAAGGACUACGCGUACAAGACAGUUGACGCGCUCCAGAUCCUAGUCACCAUUCACUAUCGCGAGGAUGAUGGUCAGCCAGACAAAAGACCAGUUGCAAUCGGUUUUCAUUCUGGUGGGUUCACCGUUGGCUCUAGGUUUCUCUUCAAUCCCAAUGAGAUAGAGGCGCUGUUGGAUCUCGGUUUUGUGGUGGUCGUCGCUGAUCACCGUUUGUGUCCACAUGUGUCCCUGUGGGAGGGGCCUAUUCAAGAUGCAAAGGAAGCGCUCGCUUGGACAAGGAAGUCCCUUCCAAGUAUAUUUGAAGAUGAUACCAGUAUUCAGAUCGAUCCAGAUCGCGUUGUUGUGUUUGGGCAAUCCUCGGGCGGGACCCUUGCUUUGCAUCUAGGAAACCUCCCCAAUCCUCCUCGGGCAAUUGCUGCAUUCUACGCCGCUGCGUAUUUUGACGAUGAGCUCUGGAAUCAACCUAACCCCGGCGCUGAGAUGAUACCAUCUAUCGACAAGUCCUUCGCCGACCGUGUUUAUGACGAGCCUCCUGCCUCCAUGACAAUAAUUGCUCCCGAGCAGUUUGUCAUCCCAGGUACCAUGCCGAUGCCGGAUAUUUCAAAGCCCAGAGACGCCUGGCUGGCAUUGGCAUUCAAGGACGGGAAGCACCUGGCCCGCUGUGUUCAAGACGGUGAUUAUCAACGGGUUGACCCUGCAACAUCUUUCUCGUCGAAGUUUCCCCCAGUCAUCUUUCUGACUGGGACAGAUGACACUUUUAUUGACCCGAAGUUCUCCAAGAGGGCACACAUGCGGCUGUCUGAACUGGGAGUAGAAUCGAAACUGGUCUUGGCGGAAGGGGGACAACAUGGGUAUAAUUUCGGAAUGGAAGGAGACGAAUAUUCCUUCAAGAGUACGGUUCUACCGGCUUUUGACUUCUUGAGGAGCCAUGUGUAG
Penicillium canescens is the source of this 942-nucleotide messenger RNA. RefSeq names its product alpha/beta hydrolase. Lineage: Eukaryota; Fungi; Ascomycota; Eurotiomycetes; Eurotiales; Aspergillaceae. The coding region runs from base 1 to 942 and encodes 313 amino acids. The transcript is spliced from 3 exons. The record is from RefSeq and is a predicted model, not a curated record.